GGGCUACCUCUUCCGAACGGUCACCGAUGUUUUCUCAUCGGUGUUCUCUGCGGACUUGGACGUUGUAGGCGGGUUGGGUUGGUUCUCUCUCUAUAUUUUUCAAAGUCUUUGUGAUUUUCUUGCUAUGUAUAUCUUGCUAUAGGAACCUUUAUUAAUAGCUAUCAGAUUUUCGUUAAACGAUGUAUCUCAAUUUGAUAUUCUGGUAUUUUCUAUCUCUUGCUAUUGUAGUAACCAUUGUUGGCUUUGUGGUAAAUUCUGGCAAUGCUCCAGGCCUCUUUGUAAGGCUGUUUAUGUAUGGAAAGACAUCCGUAGAACGGACUGCUGGGCUUAUUCAAGUUCCUAAGCGGUGGUUCCUGCACUUCUACCUGGUGGGCUCGAUGGAGGUGACCUUUGUGAUGGCCCAGGUGAUCCAGGUGAACGUGGUGGGCCGGGCGGCGCCGGCCUGGCUGCGCCACCUGCUGGCCACGCUCACCGACUGCCACGCGCCCUCCUGCUCGCCAGAGUCGGUGGUGCUGGCUACCUGCCUGCUCACUGCUCAGAUCUACCGGCGAUUGUACGAGCACCUCUUCGUGCACGUACCGUCCGACACGCGGAUGAACGUCCUGCACUACUGGGUGGGAGUACUGCACUACGUCCUGGGCGUGAUCGCCGUGGUAGCCGAGGCGCCCGGCUUUGUACUCGAUGACAGCAGCCGAUGGCUGAUCAACGUGACCAAGCUGAGCUGGCUGGACCGGAUCUGCGGCGCGGUGUUCAUGCUCGCCUGGCUCCACCAGUACCGUGCCAACUGCAUCUUCGCUGACCUCAGGAAGAACUCGUCAGGAGCCGUGGUGAACCGCGGCCACGCGGUGCCCAGGGGCGACUGGUUCGAGUACGUCUCGUGCCCGCACUAUCUGGCCGAGGUGGUGAUGUACUCGUGUCUGACGGUCAUUCUGGGGCCGCGUCACUUCACCUGGCUGGCCGUGUGGCUGUGGGUCGUCGCCAAUCAGGUCAGCACCGCCGUCAUGUCUCACCAGUGGUACAAACAGAAGUUCGACGACUACCCGAAGCAGCGGCGUGCCAUCUUCCCCUACCUGCUAUAGAGGGCCAGCCGUCGCGCUAUGGUGCGCCGGAGGCGGACGCGUGAUAUCGCGGGUUGGGAAGCGAGAUGAAAAUAGCGCAGAAAACAGGAGAUUGUCAGCUAUAAUCAAAAGAAUGGAGCAUUCGCUCGCCAUACACUAGAUUUAAUAAAACUAAAAAAACAACGGCUCACGAAAUCGCUCGCGUAUUUUCUCGUGAUGCGAUGUGCUGAUUAUGGUUGCUGCGUGAUAAGGUCAAUGGAUGCUGUUAAAUGUAUACACGAACGUCUUUGAUGAGAGCACAAUUGCUGUUAGUUGUUGAUGUUGCAAUUUGCAAAAGCAGGUACCCUGAGAUGUUGUGACAGUGCAGCUGUUGGUAUGGUGUGUUACACUUGCAGGUAUCGCGGGGUUGUCCCCACACUCGACGGAGUUUUCCCGUGGCCUGAGAAUAUUUUCAUGAGCGAGAGGGGCCGCUGCAGGGAGUGCCAGUACCACGCCCACCACGUCUACCCUUACCCCCAGAGAAAGAAUUGUGCGUGUUUAUUCCGGCCUGAAUUAAUGCGUAUCCGUUUGUACCGUGAAAUCAUGAAAUCAUGUUACUGCUGGUCGCCAAAUGUUGUUCAAACCUGUGAUAGUGCGGCCUGAAAAUGGUUUGUACGUUACCGGAAAAUCCAUGACUUUUUGACAUGUAUUUUGUAGGACAUUUUUUGUUAGUACUUAUUGGUUAUUUCUAAUAGCCAUAUUAAGUCAUGCUACCAAUUUACCAUUUAGUCGAUGUUGUGAUGUUGCUCGAGUUUGGACCACCGUUUGUUAUCAAAUUUCUAGUCUUGUUAUUUACUCAGAUAUUUGUAGAUCGUUCGUUUUUCGAUUUUCGGACGAGUCAUAGUUUAUUCCCAGAGUGGGUUGAAUUUCGUACACUUCUGUAAUAAACGUGUUGGUUUCUAUAAGCGCACAAUGUGUUUGUUGUGAAAAAUAUAACCACCUCGUCUC
Molecule: messenger RNA, 2045 nt
Organism: Amphibalanus amphitrite
Lineage: Eukaryota; Metazoa; Arthropoda; Thecostraca; Balanomorpha; Balanidae
Product: polyprenol reductase-like
Exons: 8
Coding region: 180-1079 (299 amino acids)
Biological process (GO): dolichol-linked oligosaccharide biosynthetic process; polyprenol catabolic process
Cellular component (GO): endoplasmic reticulum
Molecular function (GO): 3-oxo-5-alpha-steroid 4-dehydrogenase activity
Source: RefSeq, a predicted model, not a curated record